Phymastichus coffea is the source of this 2283-nucleotide messenger RNA. Its product is annotated as ankyrin repeat domain-containing protein 65-like. Gene Ontology annotation, molecular function: protein binding. Bases 143 to 2113 code for a protein of 656 amino acids. The record is from RefSeq and is a predicted model, not a curated record. NCBI's taxonomy places the organism in Eukaryota, Metazoa, Arthropoda, Insecta, Hymenoptera, Eulophidae. The transcript has 2 exons.
CUACGCGAGCGCUCCAGCAGCGCGCGAGUGCACGUCGCGUUCUCAGUGCACGCAAGCGACUCCGCGGCCCCGAGCACGGUGCAUCCGCGAGCCGAGGAUCCGCCGGCGGAACAGGCGGCGGUCGGUGGGGCGCGUCAGCCCGAUGAGCGGCUCCGACAGCGACAGCGACAGCGAUGCCGCCGCGGAAGGCCGCGAGCAGCGCGCGCGGCGCCUGCGCGCCUUCGAGCCCUACUUCGAGGAGGUGGUCCGCCGGGGCGGCUUCGCCGAGCACACGAGCGAGCGCCCCGGCGGCGGCGGUGCCGACUGUACGGCCUACAUUCUGCUGUGCGCGGCCAUCCUGUGCGGCGACCGGCGCGGCGCGCGGCUGCUGCUGCGUCGGCACUGCAGCGGCCGCGCAGCCCGAGCCGACCCUGGCAAGGACGUGCCGCUGCAGCUGGCCGUGCUGGCGGGCGAGACGCAGCUGGUGGGCUUGCUGCUGGCGAGCGGCGCGCGCGCCGCGGCCUGCUUCCGCGAUCGACGCCAGCCGCUGCACCUCGUCUGCGAUCGGCGCUGCAGUCCCGCGACGCCCGACUCGACGCGGCUGGCCAUCGCGCGGCUGCUGCUGGCGCACGACGCCGAGGUUGACGCACCCGAGCGCCGCGCCGGCGACAGCCCGCUGAUCCUGGCGGUGCGCAGCGGCUGCGCCGAGCUGGCGUCGCUACUGGUGCGCGCGGGCGCCGAUCGGAGCUACGCCAACCGGCGCGGCGAGACGGCGCUGCACGCGGCGCUGACCGAGGGCGCGGGCCCGCGGCUGCUCGCGCUGCUGUGCGCGGAGGGCGCGCCGCCGGGGCCGGGCCUGCUGGCGGGCGCGGCGCGCCGCCUGGCCAACUGGGGCCUAGGCGCGGCGCCGGAGGGCGGUGCCGCGGCGCUGGCACCCGUGCGCCUCCUGCUGCGCCGCGGCGUCGCGGUGGACGCCAGCCUGGACGCGCGCGGCAACCGACUGCUGCACCUGGUCUGCCAGAACCGCGCGGCGCGCGCGCUGCCGCUGCUGCUGCGCCACGGCGCCGACGUGGACGCGCGCAACGACGAGGGCCGCACGCCGUUGCACUUCUGCGCCGAGGCGCAGCCGGCGCGCCGCGUGGCGCUGCUGCUGGAGCGCGGCGCGGACGUGGGCGCGCUGACGCGCGCGCGCCAGUCGGUGCUGCACUUCGCCGCGGCCAACCGCAGCCCCGCGGUGCUGGAGCUGCUGCUGCGACGGGCGCGCGGCCGCCUGCGGCUGGACGCCACCAGCGAGGACGGCCUCACGCCGCUGUUCUGCGCCGUGUGGGCCGGGCGGCGCGCGUGCGCGCGGCUGCUGCUGGACUGGGGCGCGCGCGUCGACGCGCGCGUGCUCCACGGUCAGGUGGUGCUGCACGUGGCCGUGGACCAGCGCCAGCCGCGCAUGGUCGAGCUGCUGCUGGAGCGCGGCGCCGACCUGGGCGCGCUCGACGACCACGGCAACAGCCCGCUGAGCUUGGCGCGGUGCCAGGCCACCGCGGCGCGCGCCGACGAGUCCGACGGCGGCGACAGCGCCGACAGCGCCGAUAGCGCCGAGGGCGAGCAGGCCGGGCCGCGGCUCGGGCCAACCGAGGCCGUGCGGCGCGCGCUCGCCCGCCACGGCGCCAGGCUGUUCGCCACCGCGCCCCGACUGCUCGGCGAGCGCGGUCUGCGCGCGCUCCGUGGCGCGCCCUUUCAAGAGGCCUUCGACGAGUGCCUGGCCGAGCUGGAGCGCGUGAAGCGCGCCGGGCCGACGCCCGAGGAGCCGCUGGGGCUGCUGCGGCUGCUGGCCGGCGGCGACGCCGAGGCCGCGCGGUGCGCGCGCGAUCCGCGCUUCCUCGAGGCCGCGGCCGCCGUCGACUUCGCGCGGGCCUUCCCCAUCUACGGCGGCGCGCUCGGGGCCAGCCUGCGCCGGGCCGUCGAGCGGCUCGCACUGCUGGAGCGCUGCUGCGCCAGUCUCGACGAGAUCGCGCGCGGGCUCGGCGAGAGGUGGCUGGACGCCUGCCUGCCGCGCCUCGUCGCCGAGCACAUCCUCCAGUACCUCAGCCUCGCAGAGCUGCGCCGUCUGGCGUCGAUAGCCCAGCGACCAGCUCGAUAGACGACACCUCCGUUUCUGUAGCGGGACUAUAGAGAACCAGAAUAAAUACGUUUUAUCGUUUCGAACGACCGACCGACUGUCCCUUAUUUGCGAGCCUGUCCGCGCGGCAACCGACCCUCUGUCACAGACGGUCGUGGCCUAACAGUAUCAAUUGUGCGCUCGUGCAGUCA